AUGGCAAUCCUCACGUACUUUGGCGGUGUCGUCGGCGCGCUCGCAAUUCUGCUCUAUCGCCUCCUCCGCAUACCAAGCAAUCUGCCCAAAAACAUACCUGCAGUCCCCAUUUACAUCAGCCUUCUGGGCCUUUGGUCGGACAUGGGACAAGAUGAGAUCUAUGACCGAUGGCUUCGUCAACCACUGGAGAAAUACGGUGCUGUCAAGAUCUGGUUCGCAGGCCGAUGGAACCUGCUCGUCACUCGACCAGAAUAUCUAAGCGACAUGCUGAAACACGAGGACGUUUUCGCAAAGGCUGGCAGCCAGAAGAAAAUCCCGUGGAGUGUGAUAUCGUCCUUGGUGGGCGACAACAUCAUCAACUCCCAUGGGGACGAUUGGAAGUUGUACACCUCCGUCAUGAAGCCGGGAUUGCAAAAGACCAACUUCGACUCCAAACCUAUACUGGACAAGUCGCGGAGGUUUGUUGAUAUACUGCUGAACACGCAAAAGGAUAUAGGUGCGAAUAACGGAUUCCUGGUAAACCCGAUCAUACAGAGAUUUGCAAUCGCAGCAAUGGGCGAGAGCUUUCUCGACAUUGAUUUUGAAUGUCUCGAACGACCAAACGCCCGCAUCGAAGUACUGCAGAGCAUCAUCAAACGCACGAUAUUCAAACCACUGUACUUCAAUUUCCCGGUCCUCGAUAUGUAUCCAUAUAUCUUUCGUUCCAGGCGACGAGCUUUUGCAAUCAUGAAAGAGUUUGAGGAUCUCUUGUAUGACCUUGUUCGAAAUCGGCCGCGAAAGCUAUUGCGCAAAGAGCCAGUCAAGCCUGAAGAUGAGCUUGUGGUACACAUGAUGGAAAGGGCGCUGGACGAGGGAAUCAUCAAUGAACAACAAUUCCGUGCAAAUUUAAAAAUUGUGUUUUUGACCGCACAUGAGAACACGCAGCAGCUGCUCAAUUCCAUGUUUUGGCAGCUGGGUUCCGAUCAAACGAUCCAGGACAAGCUUCGAGCGGAGGUUUUGGCGACAGGAGUCACCAACCCAACCAGCGAGACACUCAACAAGCUACCCUACCUGACCAGCCUCAUCUGUGAGCUCCUACGAGUCUACCCACCCGUGUCUCAGUUGAUCAAUCGCGUCUCUCUAGAGCCGUACGUCCUCGGAGGUGAAAUCAAUAUCCCCAAGGGUACCUGGGUCGGUUGGAACGCACCCGGAGUGCAAAGCUCCGAGGCCGCCUGGGGAAAGACAGCUCGACAAUUCAUUCCAGAGAGGUGGGGAGAUAAGCCAGAAGAGAUCAUGGCCAAGGCCCGACGGGAAACCGUCAAAGGAAGAUACAUUGCAUUCAACGCUUACAACAGGAAGUGUUUGGGGCAAGGGUACGCGUUGUUAGAGAUGAAGAUGGUUCUGUUCGAGCUUGUGAGACGAGUCAAGUGGACAGUUGAUCCGCAAUAUCGGCUAAAAUUGACUUCGGGAGGUAUUCUUGCUCCUUUGGGAUGCAAAAUUAGAUUCGAAGAGCUCGAUUCCAGCAGGUUGAAUGCAGACAGCGUCACGUAG
This is a messenger RNA of Endocarpon pusillum Z07020, 1530 nucleotides long. RefSeq lists its product as uncharacterized. Gene Ontology annotation, molecular function: heme binding; iron ion binding; monooxygenase activity. The coding region runs from base 1 to 1530 and encodes 509 amino acids. The record is from RefSeq and is a predicted model, not a curated record. NCBI's taxonomy places the organism in Eukaryota, Fungi, Ascomycota, Eurotiomycetes, Verrucariales, Verrucariaceae. The transcript is spliced from 4 exons.